GAAAAAACAACAACAACAAAAAAAGCCCUCUUCUCCUCUUCCUCUUCCCCUCGAUGGAGUCAGCCGACUUCUAUGAGACGGAGCCCCGGCCCCCCAUGAGCAGCCACCUCCAGAGCCCCCCGCACGCGCCCAGCAGCAGCAGCAGCAGCAGCAGCAACCAGAGCAGCGCCGCCUUCGGCUUCCCCGCGGGGUUCGGGCCGCACAGCCCCCCCGCGCUACCUGCGGCUCCCGAGCCUCUGGGUGGCAUCUGCGAGCACGAGACGUCCAUCGACAUCAGCGCCUACAUCGACCCGGCCGCCUUCAACGACGAGUUCCUGGCCGACCUCUUCCAGCACAAUCGGCAGCAGGAGAAAGCCAAGGCGGCGGCGGCGGCGGCAGCGGCGGCGGCGGCGGGGGCCGCGGCGGGGAUCGGAGCCGCCGGGGGGGACUUCGAUUACCCCGGAGGCCCCGGAGGACCCGGAGGUGCCAUCAUGUCCGGAGGGGCGCACGGGCCCCCGCCUCCCGGCUACGGCUGCUCGGCGGCCGGUUACCUGGACGGGAGGCUGGAGCCCCUGUACGAGCGCGUCGGGGCGCCGGCGUUGCGGCCGUUGGUGAUCAAGCAGGAACCCCGGGAGGAAGACGAAGCCAAGCAACUGGCCUUAGCCGGGCUCUUCCCGUACCAGCCGCCGCCGCCCCCGCCGCCGCCGCAUCCCCACGCCUCGCCCGCGCACCUGGCCCCGCCGCACCUGCAGUUCCAGAUCGCGCACUGUGGCCAGACCACCAUGCACCUGCAGCCGGGGCACCCCACGCCGCCGCCCACCCCGGUGCCCAGCCCGCACCCCGCACCCGCGCUCGGCGCGCCCGCCUUGCCGGGCCCCGGCGGCACGCUGAAAACCCUCGCCACCGGGCACCCCGACCUCCGCGCGCCCGGCGGCGGCGGCGGCGGCGGCAACGGCGGCGUCGGCAAGGCCAAGAAGUCGGUGGACAAGAACAGCAACGAGUACCGCGUGCGGCGGGAGCGCAACAACAUCGCCGUGCGGAAAAGCCGGGACAAGGCGAAGCAGCGCAACGUGGAGACGCAGCAGAAGGUGCUGGAGCUCACCAGUGACAAUGACCGCCUGCGCAAGCGGGUGGAGCAGCUCAGCCGCGAGCUGGACACGCUGCGGGGCAUCUUCCGGCAGCUGCCCGAGAGCUCUCUGGUCAAGGCCAUGGGCAACUGUGCGUGAAGGCGGCCCCCCACCCCACCCCACCCCGGUGCUGCCCGGGCGUGCGCGUGCGUGAGCUCGGGACUGCAGGGGAGGGGGCCAGGGUGUGUGUGGGGGGGGGGGGGCCCAUCCUGGGUCGCCUCCUGGA
Perognathus longimembris pacificus (Pacific pocket mouse) is the source of this 1332-nucleotide messenger RNA. RefSeq names its product CCAAT enhancer binding protein alpha (gene Cebpa). Gene Ontology annotation, biological process: DNA-templated transcription; regulation of transcription by RNA polymerase II; myeloid cell differentiation. NCBI's taxonomy places the organism in Eukaryota, Metazoa, Chordata, Mammalia, Rodentia, Heteromyidae. Gene Ontology annotation, molecular function: RNA polymerase II cis-regulatory region sequence-specific DNA binding; DNA-binding transcription factor activity, RNA polymerase II-specific. The record is from RefSeq and is a predicted model, not a curated record.